Galleria mellonella (greater wax moth) is the source of this 3586-nucleotide messenger RNA. It is a transcript of the gene Drp1, whose product is annotated as dynamin-1-like protein. Gene Ontology annotation, cellular component: mitochondrion; cytoplasm; membrane. NCBI's taxonomy places the organism in Eukaryota, Metazoa, Arthropoda, Insecta, Lepidoptera, Pyralidae. Gene Ontology annotation, molecular function: GTP binding; GTPase activity; microtubule binding. The transcript has 18 exons. The record is from RefSeq and is a predicted model, not a curated record. Gene Ontology annotation, biological process: mitochondrial fission. Bases 183 to 2528 code for a protein of 781 amino acids.
UGCAUAUACUAUUACUUAUUUUGUCUAUGCACGGCCAAAAUAAAAUCAAUAUGGCCGACUUUUACCGGUUGGUUUCUCUGUUUUGAUAUUUUGUUAAAAUUAUCAGUACUGUGCUUCUUACCUAAUAGCACAGCAGAAAACUGAUUCUAAAAUUCUCAAGUUAGUAAUUGGCAACAAUAAAUAUGGAAGCGCUUAUACCAGUUAUUAAUAAAUUACAAGACGUUUUUAAUACAGUUGGUGCUGAUGCCAUUCAAUUACCUCAAAUAAUAGUUUUAGGAACACAGAGUUCUGGCAAGAGUUCUGUGAUCGAGAGCCUCGUGGGCCGCUCAUUCCUGCCUCGAGGACCGGGCAUUGUCACCCGGCGACCACUUGUCUUGCAAUUGGUGUAUAGCCCUAAAGACAGCAAGGAGCAUCGUUCAGCAGAAGAAGUAUUAAGACAUCAGAAUACUGAGGCAACAACAUGGAACCCAAUUACUCAGCUGUCUCAUUCAAUAUUCAGUAAAGGUACAAUAAAUUUAGAAGAAUGGGGUAAAUUUCUUCAUACAAAGGACAAGGUCUAUACAGAUUUCGAAGCCAUACGACAAGAAAUAGAACGCGAAACUGACCGCAUGGCUGGUAGCAAUAAGGGUAUCUGUCCAGAGCCUAUUAGUCUCAAAAUAUACUCGACAACAGUUGUCAACCUUACACUAGUUGACCUACCUGGAAUUACAAAGAUACCAAUAGGUGACCAACCAGAAGAUAUUGAGAACCAGAUUCGCAACCUCAUUAUUAAAUAUAUUUCCAAUCCCAAUUCUAUUAUUCUGGCUGUAACUGCUGCUAACACCGAUAUGGCAACCAGUGAAGCCAUUAAAAUGGCUAAAGAAGUGGAUACUGAUGGUCGAAGGACCCUAGCUGUAGUUACUAAACUUGAUCUUAUGGAUGCAGGAACUGAUGCCAUAGACAUCCUGUGUGGGCGAGUAAUCCCUGUAAAACUGGGCAUCAUUGGCGUUGUAAACAGAUCUCAACAAGACAUUAUAGAUAAGAAAACUAUUUCGGACGCUCUGAAAGAUGAAGCAACAUAUCUCCAAAGGAAGUAUCCAACUAUAGCUACUCGCAAUGGUACUCCAUACUUGGCUAAGACAUUGAAUAGACUGCUUAUGCAUCAUAUAAGGGAUUGCUUACCGGAAUUAAAGGUGCGUGUUAACGUAAUGAUAUCUCAGUUCCAAUCUUUACUCAACUCAUAUGGAGACGAUGUGUCAGACAAGUCACAAACUUUGUUACAAAUUAUCACCAAGUUCGCCAGCGCAUACUGUUCGACAAUAGAGGGCACGGCGAGGAACAUAGAAACCACCGAACUGUGUGGAGGGGCAAGAAUUUGUUACAUAUUUCAUGAGACGUUUGGCCGUACUCUGGACUCAAUUCACCCUUUAGUCGGUUUAACUCGCAUGGACAUACUGACGGCGAUACGUAACGCGACUGGCCCGCGGCCCGCCUUGUUCGUGCCAGAGGUCUCAUUUGAAUUGCUAGUCAAAAGACAAAUUAGGCGAUUAGAAGACCCAUCAUUACGCUGCGUUGAAUUGGUCCACGAAGAAAUGCAACGGAUAGUGCAACACUGCGGUACUGAAGUGCAGCAAGAGAUGCUGCGAUUUCCCCGGCUUCACCAGCGCAUCGUAGACGUCGUCACACAAUUACUCCGUACCAGACUGCCGGCUACCAACUCUAUGGUUGAGAACCUAGUCGCUAUUGAAUUGGCGUAUAUCAACACCAAGCAUCCGGACUUCCACCGUGAGGCUGCUCUCGUCUCUGGCCUACUGAAGAGUACAGACGGCUUGAUUGACGAGAACAGCCCCAUAUUCAGACAGAAGACACCACGCGCCACCCCCUCACCGGGAACGGUGGGCGCCUUCUAUAAUCUAUUUCUUCAACAAAUGGGCGAAAGAGGGUCCACUCUAGUAUUCUUGGCAAAUGUAGUGGACUCAUACAAUCAGCAUGUCGCUGCGAUCACAGAUGGUCAUGAGAACAAGUCUCCCAAUAACAGUGAUUCUCCAGCCACUCCACAGAUGAACGGCACUCCAGAGAAUAAGGUUCUGACUCCUCAAAAGCCUGUUAACCUGCUACCGGAGGUGCCAAGCCAGACGUCGCGCAAGCUUUCCGAUCGAGAACAGCAUGACUGCGAUGUUAUUGGUGGACGGAGUGAGAACACAACAGUACUAAACGCUUACUCAAAAACAAAUGACGUCAUCACCAUGAUGCAUUUGAACCAAAUGGGUGACCUAGUUGAGCGACUGAUCAAAUCAUACUUCUAUAUUGUGCGCAAGUCGAUCCAAGAUUCGGUACCAAAAGCAGUGAUGCACUUUUUGGUGAAUUACGUCAAGGACAAUCUCCAGUCUGAACUAGUGACACACCUGUAUAAGUCAGAUCAAGCAGAGAGCUUGCUCAACGAAUCUGAACACAUCGCACAGAGAAGAAAGGAAGCCGCGGACAUGCUCAAGGCUCUGCAACGUGCCGGACAAAUUAUUAGUGAGAUCCGAGAGACACAUAUGUGGUGAUGGCCGUCGAACGAAGGACUAGUCUGUGAAUUAGUUAAUUGAGCCAUCAGCUCUGUACAUACUCCUUUAGUGUAGGUAAAUUAUGUGCAUUAGGCUUUUAUAUUUACAAUACAUGCUCCCCAUACAUUUGCUUUUACAAUGGUACUUUCUGCAGCUCUCUGUUGCUAUGUAUUAGUUAGUUUAUUUAUGGUUAUUGAACCGGUAAAUUUAUCGAUUAAAAAAUGAACCAAAAAUUCGAGUCAAAGCGGAAUACUUAGAAGCAAAUGCAUGGUUGGUGUAGUUACACUUUUUUAAAAAAAAAACAAGCACUGUGUUUACAGCGUAGCUGUUUUAAUACCUAUGUAUAUCCUAAAAUUUAGGACAUUUUUACGGGGAUCCUUUUAUGUUUGGAGUUAAGUACUUAUUUGAUAGUAAUUUGUUAUUACAUACUCAUUAUUACAAAACAGUGCCAAUUGUUAUUUUGUGGUCUGUUUUAUGGAUUAUUGCACAAAUGUAAUGCUGUAUAACUUCAGUUACCAUUUCAUUAUUGCUUAUUUGUAAGAUGCACAUAAGGUAGGCUAACUUUGAAGUGUACUCAGUGCUACAUAAUAUUCAUAUGGAGUGAUAUUAUUAACUCGAUUCAUGUAUUUGUGGAUUGUCUUAUAGUUCAUUAAUUGUAGACGAUUCUAAAAUUAUACACAUUUACGAAUAUAAUUCAGAUAUAAACAGGGUUGGUUAUAUUUUAUAUUUAUGUUAAUAUGCGUUUGAAUGCAAACUCGAAAGACAUUUUAGAUUACCCAGGCUAUUUUAUAGAGUUCCUCAUUAAUUUUAAAUAGUAUACUAUGCUGCGUUAUAUUUCGUAUUUUGAGUCAUUAUGUGUCAUCGUCAAAACUUAGUGAUUUAUUUAGUUUAAUUUUAACUUCAAAUAGACUUAGUACUGCAAUGUUAAAACAAUGUAUUUAUUGUUAUAGUCCGAGGUAUGAUUCCCUUUAUGUAAUGAAAGAAACCAAUUGAAUGUUACACAUGGUAAGAUUGUAUUUAAAAGUCUGUUAAUUAAUAAUAUAGAUUGAUUAAUCAUA